Messenger RNA from Solea solea (common sole), 1486 nucleotides. RefSeq names its product ATPase H+ transporting V1 subunit D (gene atp6v1d). Gene Ontology annotation, cellular component: proton-transporting V-type ATPase complex. NCBI's taxonomy places the organism in Eukaryota, Metazoa, Chordata, Actinopteri, Pleuronectiformes, Soleidae. Bases 196 to 942 code for a protein of 248 amino acids. Gene Ontology annotation, molecular function: proton-transporting ATPase activity, rotational mechanism. The record is from RefSeq and is a predicted model, not a curated record. The transcript has 9 exons.
CGAGCAAGAUCACGACCGUCAGCUCGCUCGUUCGCUGUGUAUGCGGCUAAUCCUGCGCGGAAAAACAACAAUUAUUCCCCCCUGCUCAUAUAUGAACACGUUAGCGGACCAGGACCAAAGCUAACGUCCCCCGUGUUGAUUUUAGGAAACCAGAAGUAAACAGAAGACACCAAAAAUCGACCGAAAGACGAGAAGAUGUCGGGAAAAGACAGGAUCGACAUCUUCCCCUCCAGAAUGGCUCAAACCAUCAUGAAAGCUCGGCUGAAAGGGGCACAGACCGGCCGGAAUCUGCUCAAGAAGAAAUCCGACGCCCUCUCCAUGCGCUUCCGUCUGAUCCUCCGCAAAAUUAUUGAAACUAAGACCAAGAUGGGGGAGGUGAUGCGAGAAGCAGCCUUUUCUUUGGCUGAAGCUAAAUUUGCUGCUGGAGACUUCAGCACAACUGUCAUCCAGAACGUCAACAAAGCCCAAGUAAAGGUCCGAGCCAAGAGGGACAACGUGGCAGGUGUUACCCUACCAGUUUUUGAGCACUACCAAGAAGGCGGGGACAGUUAUGAGCUGACUGGUUUGGCCAGAGGAGGAGAACAGCUGUCCAGGUUGAAGAGGAACUACGCCAGAGCUGUGGAGCUGCUGGUGGAGCUGGCCUCCUUACAGACCUCCUUUGUGACUCUGGACGAAGCCAUAAAAAUCACCAACAGACGUGUGAACGCCAUUGAGCAUGUGAUUAUCCCAAGGAUUGAUCGCACCCUCACCUACAUCAUCACAGAACUGGAUGAGAGAGAACGAGAGGAGUUCUACAGGCUGAAGAAGAUCCAAGAGAAGAAGAAGCAGCUCAGAGAAAGGACAGAGCUGGAGAUCGCGGCCCGUUUAGCUAAACUGGGUCCCAUCGCCGAGCCUGCCAACAUGCUGACAGAGGAGAUGGAUGAAGACCUGCUGUUUGAGUGACGUGCUUCUUCAGGCUGACAGUCGCUGACGUCGCCAUCAUCCUAUUUAUUCUGUGCCUCUCUGGCCGAGUCUUUGUCUCCUCAUGCAAGUAAUGAAAGUGUUUUUCUUUAUGUGUGUGUGUGUGUACACGUCCUUGAUUGAUUUGUUCUUCAGCUCUGGAGUGUGUGUGUGUUUCCAUACGUGUCACUGUACAGAUCCAGUGUUGUCGCACAAUUGCCCACAAGGGAGUAAGUUAAUUAAAUAAUUGAAAUAAUAAGUAUGAUUACACAUGGUUUUGCGAGUGACAUUCCAUGUGAUUUAACAACUUGUAGAUACUUCAGUUUGCUCACGAGACGUAGAGCCGUUGCAUGCUGUAAAACUUGAGGUGGUUGUAGAUUUCAAAGACACCCAAACCCACUGCUGACCUUACAUCACGGGGGUUGUUGUUUUCUCAUUUAAUGAGGGUGAAAAAAAGAAAAAAAAAACCUAACUGUGACCCCCCACUGUAAAAUGUGUCAACCAGGCCUGAGACUUCAUCCAAAUUAAAGAUGUUCUACAUGUUCAA